UCUAAGAUAAACACACAUACAUAAUGUCAGACUUUCGAAAAUCGUUGGGUUGUAGUUUUUCGCUUUUAACGAGGUGUUUAUCGCGUACCCGUUCAACAAUGGCACCGGAGAUCAAGUAUACAAAGCUCUUUAUCGACAACAAGUGGGUUGACGCUGUCAGCGGCAAGACUUUUGAUACGUACAAUCCUCACGAUGGUUCCGUUAUCGCAACGGUGGCUGAGGGUGACGAGGCCGACAUCAACUUAGCGGUGGCGGCAGCAAAGCGUGCAUUUCAUCGCAACUCUGAGUGGAGACUAAUGGACGCCGCCCAGCGCUGGGCUAUCCUGGACAAGUUCGCCGACCUGGUACAACGAGACACGCAGUAUCUGGCUGAAUUAGAGUGUUACAAUAAUGGAAUGUUGCUUUCGUCUGCCAUUUUGUCGCUUAAGUACAAUGUUGUUGAAAAUAUCCGAUACUUAGCCAGUUUAGCUGACAAAAUACAGGGUGAUACAAUUCCUUUGAGUGGAGAAGUCUUCGCGUACACACUGAAGCAACCUAUUGGAGUAUGUGGCCUUAUUCUACCAUGGAACGGACCUAUCCUUCUAUUUAUAGUGAAAGUUGUGGCUGCCUUGGCUGCAGGUUGUACGGUGGUGGUGAAGCCGGCAGAGCAGACGCCGCUGACUGCACUAGCGCUGGCUGCGUUGCUGCAGGAGGCGGGUUUGCCGGCGGGUGUUGUUAACGUCGUCAACGGUUUCGGAGUCGGCGCCGGCACCACACUCACUCAUCACCCUGACGUCGCCAAGAUCUCAUUCACUGGAUCACUUGAAGUUGGAAAGCUGAUUCAACAAGCAGCUGGAGCUAACAACCUGAAGCGAGUGACACUCGAGCUCGGCGGCAAGAGUCCUCUGGUUAUCAUGGACGAUGCGGAUUUAAAUGCAGCGAUUCCUUACGCUGCGUAUUCAAUCUUCUCGCAUCAGGGCCAAAUGUGUAUCGCGGCUUCCCGCGUCUACGUACAGUCCGGUGUCUACGACAAGUUUGUGCAGGGAGCCGUCGCUAUGGCUAAGAAGAGGGUCAUUGGCAACCCUACAGACCCGGCUACCGAACACGGACCUCAAAUUGACGCUGAAAUGUUUAACAAAGUACUGGGUUACAUUGAAGCGGGUAAAAAGGAGGGUGCCAAAGUACUAACUGGCGGAAAGAGAGUUGGCAAUACUGGCUACUACAUCGAACCAACUGUUUUUGUUGACGUUACAGAUGAUAUGAAAAUUGCUAAGGAAGAAAUUUUCGGUCCAGUCCAAUGCAUUCUCAAGUUCGACACACUUGAAGAAGUUAUAGAGAGAUGUAAUAACACCAAUUACGGCCUUGCCGCUGGCAUCUUUACCAGCAACCUAAACACAGCUCUACAGUUCAGUAAACACGCGGAAGUCGGCAAAGUUUGGAUAAACACAUAUUUGAUGAUGGGACCACAAGCUCCUUCUGGAGGUUGGAAAGAUUCAUCUAUUGGAAUAGAAAAUGGUCUUCAAGCUGUCGAUGCCUUUUUGGAACAGAAAACUGUGGCUAUCAACUUACCAAAGAAGUUUUAAAUAUUUGUUAAUUUUGUUAUAAUUUU
Papilio xuthus (Asian swallowtail) is the source of this 1588-nucleotide messenger RNA. Its product is annotated as aldehyde dehydrogenase, cytosolic 1-like. The record is from RefSeq and is a predicted model, not a curated record. Gene Ontology annotation, molecular function: oxidoreductase activity, acting on the aldehyde or oxo group of donors, NAD or NADP as acceptor. The coding region runs from base 24 to 1562 and encodes 512 amino acids. Lineage: Eukaryota; Metazoa; Arthropoda; Insecta; Lepidoptera; Papilionidae. The transcript is spliced from 11 exons.